Messenger RNA from Entelurus aequoreus (snake pipefish), 4319 nucleotides. It is a transcript of the gene pxylp1, whose product is annotated as 2-phosphoxylose phosphatase 1. The record is from RefSeq and is a predicted model, not a curated record. Gene Ontology annotation, biological process: chondroitin sulfate proteoglycan biosynthetic process; dephosphorylation; glycosaminoglycan biosynthetic process. Gene Ontology annotation, cellular component: Golgi apparatus. Gene Ontology annotation, molecular function: phosphatase activity. The transcript is spliced from 6 exons. Bases 205 to 1755 code for a protein of 516 amino acids. Lineage: Eukaryota; Metazoa; Chordata; Actinopteri; Syngnathiformes; Syngnathidae.
GGUCUCCAGUUAGACCCCUUUUCUCACGGGCGCCCUUACCGCCGCUCUCCGUUGGGGUUUUGUUUCGUUUUAUUUUCCACCGUGGAAACCAAACGAGACAACGGAACAAAGUAGUUCGCCGUUUCCGUGCGGAAAAGACGUCCAGUUACCUUCAGGCUACAGGUAAGGCAUGGGCUGACGGAAAGGGACCAAUCACCUGACGUGAUGUUGGCCCGUAACUGCUUCGUCCUCCUGGUGGUGGCGAGUGGGACAGUACUGACCAUCGUCAGUUUCAGCCUCCAGUUCUUCAGUGAAAUCACUACGACUCCUGUUGUAGAGGAGAAACCUCUCCAGGCUGCAAAUGGAGCUGUCGGUGUGUCUCAAGUCAAGAGCAGAAAGCGAGUGUUUCCAGUGCCUCAAACUCAGAAUCCCAACCCUAUACAUGAAGCUGUUGGCUACUGCAACAUCCCAAAUCGCACUGAACAAGCAUGGGAAGGUCACAGUCCGGCAGAUUAUACGCUGCUGUCUGUCCAGAUAAUGAUUCGCCAUGGGGACCGUUACCCUCUCUACUCUAUUCCCAAGACCAAGCGGCCAGCCAUCAACUGUACCCUGUCAAUUACAAGGAAUCCUUCGCACCCUCUGCUGAGCGCCUUCAUUAGUCACAUGGGCCAAGGAGGCCGUGGGCACUGGGAGUCUUCUUUGGCUUCUGUCCCUCGCCUACCCAACCACAGCGCUUGCGAGAUGGGAGAGCUCACACAAACUGGAGUGGUGCAGCACUUACGUAACGGACAACUCCUCCACCAAGCCUACCAGCACCACCGCCUUGUCCCCUCCAACUGGUCACCUCGCCAGGUGUGGGUAGAAACUACAGGGAAGAGCCGCACUCUUCAGAGCGCACUUGCCUUCCUCUACGGCUUCCUCCCAGAAUUCGACUGGAAGAAAUUGACCGUGCGUCACCAGUGGAGCGCUCUGUUCUGCGGCUCUGCCUGCGACUGCCCGGCCAGGGGCCGAUACCUGGAGGAGGAGCAGAGAAGGCAGUAUCGUCUCAGGGUGGCCGAUGCAGAACUCGACAGAACCUACGCCGACAUGGCACGCGCUUUGGGUAUUCCCACACGCAAUCUCAGAGCCGCAAACCCGAUAGACUCCCUGCAGUGCCACCUGUGCCACAACCUUCCUUUCCCAUGCGCGUCCAUGAAAGACGGUAGCGCAGGCGGGUGUCUAACAACGGCCCAGUUCGCCGUGAUUCGACGGCAACAGCUGGAUGACGAGGUGGAUCGGAGAAGAGCGGGACUCUAUCGUAAGUACGCCAUCCUGGCUAUGUACCCCUACCUCAACAAAACCGCCGGCAAAAUGGAGCGCCUUGCCAAGGCAGGUAAACAAGCGGCGAAAGCGAGAGGAGACGAUGUGUUCACCCUCUCCUCCGCCCACGACUUGACCGUGGCGCCUUUGCUGAGCGCCCUCGGUCUGGAGGAAGCCGUGUUCCCGCCAUUUGCCGCAAGACUGGUGUUUGAAUUGUGGAAGAGCCCCUUAGGGACUCAGGCGGAGAAGAAGCGGGUUCUAAGAGGUGAGAAGCUAAAAGUAAGAAAUGGAGGAUAUUUCAUCAGGUUGCUGUACAAUGGAGAGGAUGUGACUUUCCACACCGCUUUCUGCAGCUCCAUAGUCCGCAGCGCCAGCCAGCCACUCUGUCCUCUGAAGAACUUCCUGUCUUUCGUCAGGAAAGACGUGCUCGUUGUUGUCAAUGCUACGUCCUACCAGGAGGCCUGCUUUAGGCACUGAAAGAUAGCCUGUUAUUACACUUUCUGUUUGUUGUCUGCUAGUGUGGUAUUAUAUGAAUACAGUGCUACCUUGGUUCUCAUACGCCCCUGUUUUGACUAAUAGUUUUGACAAAAUGGUAAAUGGGGGUAUACUUUUAUAGCGCUUUUCUGCCUUCAAGGUACUCAAAGCGCUUUGACACUAUUUCCACAUUCACCCAUUCACACACACAUUCACACACUGAUGGUGGGAGCUGCCACGCAAGGCCCUAACCACGACCCAUUAGGAGCAAGGUUGAAGUGUCUUGCUCAAGGACACAACAGACGUGACGAGGUUGGUAGAAGGUGGGUGUCGAACCAGGAACCUUUAAGGUUGCUGGCACGGCCACUCUCCCAACAGCGCCACGCCGUCCCCCAAAGUACCCGAACAAAGAAUCUUAUGCGUCCGUGACUCGGUCUGUGUAAGUUUUUACAAGUAUGACAGCAAGAUAAGCUACCGUGGGUCAUAAAAAAAGUUGCAAAUAGCAGCACUUUGAUAAAAAAAAAGUUAGAAACAUCGAGUGGAAGAAAAAACAUGUAGUGUCAUCCCUUCCUCUCAAUUCAAUGAAGGUAAAAAAUGAUGUACAGUCGUGGUCAAAAGUUUACAUACACUUGUAAAGAACAUAAUGUCAUGGCUGUCUUGAGUUUCCAAUCAUUUCUACAACUCUUAUUUUUUUGUGAUAUUUGUUGGUCACAAAAAACAUUCAUGAAGUUUGGUUCUUUCAUGAAUUUAUUAUGGGUCUACUGAAAAUGUGACCAAAUCUGCUGGGUCAAAAAUAUACAUACAGCAAUGUUAAUAUUUGGUUACCGUUUAAGUCAGGACUUUGGGAAGGCCAUUCUAAAACCUUAAUUCUAGCCUAAUUUAGCUAUUCCUUUACCACUUUUAACGUGUUGUCCUGUUGGAACACCCAACUGUGCCCAAGACCCAACCUCCGGGCUGAUGAUUUUAGAUUGUCCUGAAGAAUUUGGAGGUAAUCCUCCGUUUUCAUUGUCCCAUUUACUCUCUGUAAAGCACCAGUUCCAUUGGCAGCAAAACAGGCCCAGAGCAUAAUACUACCACCACCAUGCUUGACGGUAGGAUUUGGUGUUCCUGGGAUUAAAGGCCUCACCUUUUCUCCUCCAAACAUAUUGCUGGGUACUGUGGCCAAACAGCUCAUUUUUUCUGUCAUCUGAUAUCACAUGGACAAAGAUAAGACCUUCUAGAGCUGGGGUCCCCAAACUACGGCCCCAGCGUCCAAAAUUAGGCAUAUAUAUAUAUAUAUAUAUAUAUAUAUAUAUAUAUAUAUAUAUAUAUAUAUAUAUAUAUAUAUACACAGCCCGGCCCCCGGCCAAAUUGUUUUAACCCAAUGCGGCCCCCGAGUCAAAACGUUUGGGGACCCCUGUUCUAGAGGAAAGUUCUGUGGUCAGAUGAAACAACAACAACAAAAAAUAUAUCUAUAUAUAUUAUAUUAUUAUUAUAUUAUAGAACUGAUAAUGUUUUUUUAAGUAACCAGGGUGACACACUUUUAUAAAACUCAUUAUACUCAAUUUAUAAUUUUCUAGUAUUAUUAUAAAUCCGAUGUAUUGAAUUUGUGGUACUGAAUGCUACAUACGAUAUUUUUAAACAAAAUAAAGUGGCUAGUGCCCUAGUGCACCAUAACCAAACAAAAGCAACAACUACUAUUGGCUUAUCCAGACACUUACUCCCAGACUUUGUAAACAGUAACAAAACCGAUCAAAAAAAAAAAAAAGAUUUUGAAAUAAUAAAAAUAAUAAAAAGAAAAAUAUCAAUCUAAUUAUUUUAGUAUAUUGUAUAUACUGAUACUAUACUAGGUAUAGGUGGUAUUAACAUCUGAAUCAAUCACCUCUGCUGCACAUUGAAGCUUUAGCAGUUAACUUCUUGUGUUGUCCUGCUUGGUGUGUGUUUGUAUCAUGCUUAGCCAUCCCUUUUCCAAAAAUCCCCCAGUGGAAGAAAAUGUUUGUUUUCUGCCAUAGUGGUGAGGAUUAAUGUCUCGUGGACAAGCGACGCGGUCGUUGCAGCUUGCUCUCAAAUUCCAGCAAGUGUCCUGGAUAGACAGGCACCCCCUGGAAUUAACAUUUAACAUCUAACCUCCUGCAUGAUCGGGAUUGAAAACUAUAAUUCUCUAUAAAAUGUUUUGUGUUCAUAUCUACAUUAUUUCUUACAGGGACAAUUGAUUGGUACCAUUUAAACCUUUCGGAACGGAUUCCUAACUGAAACCGAGGUACCACUGUAUGUAUUUCCACUCAGAUAUAUAGUGGUAAACGCUUCAAACAUGUCAAUGAGUAUAUUGUUUACAAUCAAUUCACUAACAACUCUACUUUGUUUUUACUUGUGACAUUGUUAUGGAGCUGCAGAUGUUAUUACCAAGAAGGUCGAGUUUCUUAAAUACAGUAACAUACAUUAAAGUGUCAGUUGUCAAACAUAAAUGUAACAUAGAACAUCAAGGUAGUCGCACUAAGACACUUUAUUCUUACAUUGUACCAGUCAUUCUGUACAUUCCAGGAAAUUGUCAUUUUACAAAUAUUCUUGCAAAAAAGUCAAAUACUAUG